AUGGAUUCUGGUCCAGAGUACAUCUCUGACAAAUAUCUUGAAAGCGAGGAAGUAGCAGAAUACGAAGCUGGUAGACCUCUUAGUUUCUUUGAAAAUUUAAAGAACAAUGAAAAGAAGUUAAGAUACGAGUUAGCAAUGUUGAACCACAUCUCUAUGACUGAUGAACACGAAGAAGCUCUUAUUCCUCAUGAAAAGGGAACUACUUCUCACCUUAACAGAUACUGCGAUAUACUUCCAUACAAGAGCACAGCUGUGAUCUUAGAUACAGCUGGACAUGAUGGAGAGAACUCAUAUAUUAAUGCCAACUAUAUCCCUGGAUGCUUAGGGGAAAAAGAUAGUUUUAUUGCCUGUCAGGGUCCUAAAUCCAAUACAGUUAAAGAUUUUUGGAGAAUGGUCAGACAAGAAAAUAUCGGAGCAAUCCUCAUGCUUUGUAAAGUUUACGAGGACGGUCGCCCAAAAUGUGAAGAAUAUUGGCCAGAAAAGGACCAAAGCUUGGUCUUUGAUGAAAUUGAUCUCAAAGUUCAGUGAGAUGAUGAGAAAACAGAAGGAGAAGCUCUAUACCACAGAGAUUUUUCACUCAUCGAUACUCAGAACGAUGAAGUUAUUUCAAAAAUAAAGCAAAUUCAUUACACUGGAUGGCCUGAUCAUGGAGUUCCAAAGAAACAGGGUUUGGAUGAUUUCCAAACUUUGGUAGAAAAUUCUUAUAGUCAGUACAAAACAGCUUCAGAGAAUAACUCCAAAGUAUUGAUUCAUUGCAGUGCUGGAAUUGGAAGAACCGGAACUCUGCUCUCAAUUCUUAACAUAGUCGCUGAUAUUGAGAAAAAGAAAGAACAAGAAGAGGAAAUCUCAAAUAUUUCAGUGUUUUCUGUCGUAAGAAAGCUGAGAGAGCAUAGAUUCCAUUUAGUGCAAUCUGAAUCUCAGUACAUCUUUAUCUACCAGUUUCUUGCUAAGUACCUGAAGAAUUUAUAA
Moneuplotes crassus is the source of this 969-nucleotide messenger RNA. The record is from the annotation of a GenBank genome assembly. NCBI's taxonomy places the organism in Eukaryota, Ciliophora, Spirotrichea, Euplotida, Euplotidae.